Chaetomium globosum CBS 148.51 is the source of this 2538-nucleotide messenger RNA. RefSeq lists its product as uncharacterized. Gene Ontology annotation, biological process: maintenance of mitotic sister chromatid cohesion; mitotic sister chromatid cohesion. Lineage: Eukaryota; Fungi; Ascomycota; Sordariomycetes; Sordariales; Chaetomiaceae. The record is from RefSeq and is a predicted model, not a curated record. Gene Ontology annotation, molecular function: double-stranded DNA binding. Bases 1 to 2538 code for a protein of 845 amino acids. The transcript is spliced from 5 exons. Gene Ontology annotation, cellular component: SMC loading complex; chromatin.
AUGCCUCCCGGCGAGGCAUACGGCAGCCAGGGCCAGCAGCAGCAACACCACCAAUUCCAGCAUGUGCACCCGCAAGCGCAGCAAUUACAGCACCAACACCAACACCAACACCUCGCGCCGCUGCACGCUGGCCUGCAAGCACCCCCACCACUGUUACCACACCCGCAGUUCGCGAAUCCAUAUCCCAAUGGAAACCAGCAAUACCAACAUCAACAUCAACACCAGCUCCAACACCAGCAACAGCAACAGCACCAGCAACAGCACCUGCAAUAUGUCCAUCCUUCAUACACCCAGCAACAACAGCAGCCGGUGCAGUUUUAUCCCAACAAUGCGCCGCCGCCGCUGCCGCAGCAGCAGCAGCAGCAGCAGCAGUAUUCAAACUACAAUGGCACCUUUCACCACCAACCCGCUCCCGCUUUCGCGCCCGCUCCCCAGGCCGCGCCGCUUCCUCAACCUCUACCCGUGUCCACGCCGAUGCCAACAUCCAUUCAGUUUGUCAACCCAUCCUAUCUCCAGCACUCACCUACGCCAAGACCGCCCAACAAUGCCUUCCCGGCGUCGCAACCACACACGCCGUCGACGAUGAGCCCCCAAUUGCCCCGCGCCGUCCAGCCAAACCCGCCGAAACCGAUGCCCGUCAAGGCGAGCCCAAAACUGGAAGAGAAACGGCCGCCCUCACGCGGAACGCCGAAACUGCUCACGCGAGACCCGAGGCGGCCAAGCUCGAGCGCCGGAGUCGCGAAAUCACCCAUCACCCCGCACGCAUCUACCCACACCGAAACACUCCCACUUCUGCUGUCUGUGGCGGAGGACUGCUUCGAGAAAGCCAACGCGGCUGCCCAGCAAGUCGCUAAGACCAUGAGCCCCAGUGAAGUUGCGGAACAUCACAAGCUGGUAGCCACGGGGCUAGGAUGCUUGGACGUCGCGCUGAAGUCGAACAAGUUGUGGCCGCGGCUCGAGGCUAGGUUAUGUUUGCGCUACACCAGCAUACUCAUCGAGGAGACCACCAAUAUUACGGAGGCCGAAACAGCUCUGACGAGAGGCAUUUCGGUGUGCGAGAAGCAUCGGUUCCUCGACCUCAAAUACAGCUCGCAAUUUCUCCUGAUGAAGACACUCUUCCAGCGGAACCAAAAGGCGGCUUUCAAGUCCAUCGACAGCCAUAUUGCCGAUUGUACAACGUAUGCUUGUCUGUUCGACACUCGCAGAAUUUUAUUGACGUUCACUAGUUAUAAACAUGUCCCCUGGAUCUAUGCCUUCCGUUUUCUCAAAGCCGCCUUCCACCUCCAGUCUGGCACAGCCGCCGACAACCAUGCGAUAGAGAACCUGCGCAAGAUCGCCGGUAUUGCGAAUCAGCGCAGCGACAAGGGCAUCUUCGUCAUGGCCAUGCUGCUCGAGGGCCUUGCUCACCUCAGCACCACGAAGGACGACUGGGCGACCCGCGUGCAGAUGUGCAUCGCCCAGGUAUCCAAGUUGCAACUGGACGAGUCGAUUCGCACCCCCCAAACCGAUGUCUUAUUGCUCUUGUUAGAUUUGGCGUGUAGCCUACACCAGAAAACACAUCAAAUAUCAGCACAAAAGCUCACGGCGCUUCAGAAGAGACUAGAGGAAUUGAAGCAGUCACAAGAUUGGCCUUCCCAGUCCGGCGAGAUGAUGUUGCCUGUCAACCGGAUGCAGAACGCGCAGCAAAUCGUCAGCGCUGACACAAGUGCGGUUCUGCGUCCUGGCGAGGAUGGUGUCGACUAUUUGGUACUAUCAACGCUGGGGAAACAAGAAGCCUGGGCACUGGCGUAUGUGUUCAAUGGCAUUGUGGCACACUACAAGGCCUCGACGCCCGGCCGUAGCUCAAGCAUGUGGGGGGAGGCAAACGAAUCCCAGUCGGAGUUCUUGACUGUCUUGGCCCUUUAUCUCGAAGGCGUCUUUCACCAGGGCACGGCGGCCCUUGAAAAAGCCACAGCGAUAUGGAAAGAUAAGAGAUUCGAAAUGGAUUGGAGCGGCGCGCCCAAGGCCACCGGCAGCCGCAUCACAACGGAACUUUCUAUCCUGGCCGCCAUCAACCGGCUCUGGAUUAUGCAAGAACCAGCGCAAACCGACGACGCCGAGAUGGCCGAGCUCGUCGAUCUGCUCCGUCCGAUCUGCGAGGACAACCCGGACCAGGAGAUCCGCACCGUCUACAACCUCGCCCUAUCGUCUGUCCGCUUGAACCCGCCACUGUCCAUCAACCAGAUCAAGCGACACAUCCAACAGUCGCUGAGCGGCGCCCAGCAGACGUGCAACACGCAGUACCUGGCGAUCGCGCUCAACAUCAUGCGGGCGAGGUUGUUCGAGAACGUCGUCGGCGAGCAGGCGCUCAAGAGCGCCCGAGCCGGCUCGGCACAGGCGAGGAAGAGCGGCAACGUGCUGUGGAUGAGCGUCGCCGAUGGCAUGCUGGCGCAGUCGUUCGAGAUGCAGGGCGCGCUGGCCGAGGCGAGGGCGACGCGCGACUCGGGGGUGAGGCUGGCGAAUGAGGCCUUUGCGAAGACGAAGAUGAUUUGCAGUUGA